CUACGCACCGCCGGCCGUGUUUUCUAAGAAAAACACGUCGGGUUCCAGGCAGCUUCGAUCAGCUUCGGGAUGGGUACCAUUCUCCAGAACAGGACCUUGAGAUCCGCGGACACGGUCUCCAUCGGGGACCCGGAGCGGAAGAAGAAGGCGGCCGGCACCAAAAUGGGCAGGCGGCAAUCUCAAAGGAAGUCCGUGCCGCCGCCGCAGCACGCGCUGCCGGUACCGGAGAGGAACGGCGAACAGAAGCUGCAGCAGAGAAGAAAGCAGAAACCUAGAACCCUGUCGACCAAACGUCUUACUACUCAACAUAGUGCUCAGGGAACCUCAGAAGCGGAGUCGGCUUCUCAGACCUACUUUCCACCUCACCGCCUGCCUUGUUCGAGUCGUGAUCCGCGUGAGACGGCGUCCCCAGACGGGGGGAGCCAGAGCGGCCACGCACAGGGCGACAGCGACACCGACUUGUCUGAUUCGGAGAGGCUUCCUGUGGCGCCCUGUUCUCGGGUUCCUCCACCGCUCCAGCUGAGGCCGGAGCUCAUCGAGGCUGAGGACGGGGCCUCCUGCAGGCCCGGAAGAAACAACCACGGGUCUUCGGACUUCCCAGAUUUCCUCCCUCCGCCUUUCAACUCCUGGAGCCUUGGCCAGCUGGCUGUCUUCUACAACAUGGAGGGCCGGGGGGCCCCUCGGCCCAGGCCCGUGGGCCCUUUGGAAAGGUACAUGGAGAGGAUGCUGCAGCUGGAGUGGCGGCAGAUCCGGACCGUCCAGGAGGAGGGCGGGACGCCGGCGGGGUCGGAUGCCGUAUACAGCUGCCACCGGGCAGCCGGCGCCGCCUCCUCUCGCCUCAGCUCUCCGAAGUGCAUCCUUCAGUGUCAACGUUCCUUCCCCCUCACCUUCCUCUCCUCCCUGGCCAGCCACUGCGCCCUGCUCUCCGGCUGCGCCUGCACUCUCUGCCGCAUCCGAUACACGGCCUGCUGCACGACGUCGUCGUGCUGCCGCUCCGCUCGCCAGUCCAGACCGAGUCCCGCGCCAGAGCGCGGCAGCAGGGGCCCCGCGUCGCUCCCCAAAAGGAGCUACAGCGAGAGCCGGCUGCACUCAGCGGACAGGAGCUCCGCGUGCCGGGCUCAGAGGUCGGGCAGCCCCACACGGACCAACGGCCACCUGAGGAGGAUGCAGGCGUCGGGUAACAUCCGCAACCCCGCUCACGGUGCCGGCGGCAAGCCUCAGGCCACCGCCAGGGACCCAAGAGUCGGGGACCUUUCGGGAGCAAGGGGCGGCGGGUCGGACUACAGGCCCGGGGGGUUCCUUCGGAGGAGGAGCGGCUCCGAGCAGAAAAGAGGCGGAGUCGAGGGACAACGAGGUGCUAUGGAGAAAAGACGAAGCGGCUCCGAGUGUAGAAGAGGGGGAGCCGAGCGGAGGAGAGCGGCCGAGCUCCGGGAACGGGAGAUCACACCCGAUGCCGUCGAUGCAAUAAUGGACAAUUUACCCGGGUCCAAGAAUUACCCAAUAAACAGAGCAAACAGGCCGAAGCAGGUUGAAUUUGUAACAUAACAGCAAGUUGAGGGCUGUUAGUGUACUACUUUUAUUUAUUUAUCCAUCAGCAUAUGCGUUUAUUCUUUGAUUAUAAAUGUGUAUUUUCAAUCAUUUUCACUUGAUUGAACAAGCUGAUAAAAAGGGCAGUAGGAUUGUAAAUGUACUUUUCUUUCUCGAAUGGAUCUUUUGUCUUUUUCUAUUUAUAGCUGAAUGAUUCCGUCUAAUCCAAUGUUGUGAUUACAGUCCAAUAAGCUAAUAUGUCUAUGAAUGUUUACAUUUCUUAUUGAUCAAAGAUACAAUAAAUUAUUUGAGAAUGUG
This is a messenger RNA of Pungitius pungitius (ninespine stickleback), 1845 nucleotides long. RefSeq lists its product as uncharacterized. Lineage: Eukaryota; Metazoa; Chordata; Actinopteri; Perciformes; Gasterosteidae. The record is from RefSeq and is a predicted model, not a curated record. The transcript has 4 exons. The coding region runs from base 70 to 1545 and encodes 491 amino acids.